Molecule: messenger RNA, 555 nt
Organism: Hydractinia symbiolongicarpus
Lineage: Eukaryota; Metazoa; Cnidaria; Hydrozoa; Anthoathecata; Hydractiniidae
Exons: 4
Coding region: 1-555 (184 amino acids)
Source: RefSeq, a predicted model, not a curated record
AUGGCGCAGGCAAGUAAAGUAGUUGCGUGUGGUAACUCCAUCAUUGAAAUCCAACAGAAAAAUGAGAACUUGGUAGCUUUGGACGGAACUGAAUAUAAGGAUUUUAUAGACUCAGCUGAAAAGGGUGAGGGUCAAAUGGUUUACGAUGGACCUUGUGGAAAGAAGGUACCCAAAGGUAAACAAGCGAGACGGGUUGGUGGCAAAAUAGAUGAUUCUGUUGGUUGGUACUUGCCUUUCAUUUACCUGGAUGGUGUUGUGGAAAUACUUGAACCAAAGUGGAUUGACUGUCAAAUCAAGGAUGUCUUAGCAGGAAACCCUCAUUGCGAAACAGUCCAAAGACUUCGCCAAGAACUAUCACAAGAUCAAGCAAUUGGUGUUCUCUCGCCACCAUUUGGGGAAACAAGCUACGUUUUGGUGUACACCGAUGCCUUGGUGUUGAACAAAGCAAAGUAUGAACAAGGGAACGAUGAAUAUAGAGAAGCAAUGUUUAAGUUUUCGCAGUUUUUCACAACUAAGUUACGGCAAGAAACAUUAAUGAGUACAACACCAAACUAA